Messenger RNA from Morus notabilis, 2489 nucleotides. RefSeq names its product asparagine synthetase domain-containing protein 1. The transcript has 14 exons. Bases 128 to 2092 code for a protein of 654 amino acids. The record is from RefSeq and is a predicted model, not a curated record. Lineage: Eukaryota; Viridiplantae; Streptophyta; Magnoliopsida; Rosales; Moraceae. Gene Ontology annotation, molecular function: asparagine synthase (glutamine-hydrolyzing) activity.
GCGGGUUUUACGGGUUUAUGAACAGACCGGCUUCUUCUACUACGCCUACCUUUCCUUCCAUGUUUCUGUUUGUACACUUCCGCAGUUCAAACACCGGAAAAACGUUUUCAGAUAGAAACAGAGAGAAAUGUGUGGGAUUGCUCUGAUCAUUUCUGGAGUUCGUUUCCAGCUAUCGUCCCUCAUCGGCGAUUCCACACCUCAAACCGAGCAAAAACCGGUUUUCAGCAUCGACGAUCUCAAAGCCGCUCUGCGGAGGAGGGGUCCCGAUAGCUUGGGCGCCAAGAAACUGCUUCUUCAACCGAGGAUUUCGCGCCCUUUCGACGACCGAGAAAUCGCAUCUCUCGUUGGAAAACAAGAGGCUAUAGAAACCGAUGACUGUUAUUUGCAACAGUGCGGCGAUAAAAGCCGUAACUUCGGUUUGGCAAAUGGUCGAACAGUUAAUUUGCAAAGUGAACUCACAGAGAAACACAAAGCCGCCGCGGAAUUUCACUUCAUUGGCGCCACUUUGCAGCUCAGGGGAACGAGUCCCAUCGUUCAGCCCUUGGUAGACUCGUCUAGGAAUAUCCUUGUUUAUAAUGGCGAAAUCUUUGGGGGAAUUUGUACCCGUAGCGAGGAGAAUGACACGGAAAUUCUGUUGCAAGCAUUGGAAAGCUGUGGUGAUGCAAGUGGGAAAAAGUUUUCUGUUAUAGAAGUUCUUUCGAAGAUAAGAGGGCCUUGGUCCGUUAUCUAUUGGCAGGAAAGUUCAAGAACUCUGUGGUUUGGUCGAGAUGCAUUUGGCAGGCGAAGUCUUCUUGUGCACUGGCCCACAGCGGACGACUCUCGGUUUCUGCUUUCUUCGGUGUCGCCGGUUUCUCCUCUUGAGCAGAGUUCAGAUUUAGAAGUUGAGAAUAGAAUCAACGGUCGUAAAUUUUGGGAAGAACUUCCAUCUGGCAUAUAUAGCAUGAAUGUAGAUGCUCCAAGUGGUGAUGGGUUUUUGGUUUCUGAUGUAAGAAAACAUGAGUGGGCUGAUUCCAUGCUACAGGAACUCAUAAAUUGGGAGAGAGCUUGUGUUGAACCCAGGCCUGAAGAUCUACAUACCUCCCGUUGUAAGACUCUCACGGUGCAGCAAGGGCCUACACAAGCUCCAUUAUUGGUGGCAGCAGAGACCGUCCUGAUCGCUCUAAGGGAAUCUGUUAGGCGACGCUCCUCACUGCACACAAUCUUUCAGGCAGAUACACGUGGUCUAGAAAAGGAACACGUUCCUAUGGCUAUUCUUUUUUCUGGUGGAUUGGAUUCUAUGAUACUUGCAGCAUUGCUGAAUGAGUGCUUAGAUCCCAGAUAUGAGAUAGAUUUACUUAAUGUGAGUUUUGAUGGCCAGUCUGCUCCUGAUAGGAUCUCUGCUAAGGCUGGAGUCAAGGAACUAAGAAACAUUGCACCUUCAAGAAAGUGGCAGCUUGUCAGGAUUGAUUCUGAUUUGUCGACCCUGACCCAUGAAACUAAACAUGUCAUGUCUCUCAUAAGUCCUGCAAAUACCUACAUGGACCUAAAUAUAGGAAUAGCUCUAUGGCUAGCUGCUGCUGGUGAUGGAUGGGUGUGCGAGGGAGAUGAUGAGGAUUAUCUACACGUUAGAUACAGGUCAAAGGCAAGGAUUCUCCUUGUUGGUUCUGGUGCUGAUGAGCAAUGUGCUGGCUAUGGAAGGCACAGGACAAAAUAUAAAAACGGAAGCUGGCGUGGUCUGCAUGAGGAGAUGAAAUUGGAUAUGCAGAGAAUUUGGAAAAGGAACCUAGGAAGAGAUGAUAGAUGCAUUGCUGAUAAUGGCAAGGAGGCGAGAUUUCCUUUCUUGGAUGAGGAGGUCAUAAAAGUUUUGCUUGAUAUCCCUUUGUGGGAAGUUACUGACCUUGAUCAACCUAGUGGAACAGGUGAUAAAAAGAUCUUGAGGGAGGUUGCUCAAUUGCUUGGUUUGUACGAAGCCGCAACUCUGCCUAAAAGAGCCAUACAGUUUGGUUCAAGAAUCGCAAGGGAAUCGAAUAGAAAGAACUUUGGAAGCAACCGUGCUGCCAAUCAAGCUUCUGCAGGAAGUGUAGUAAUCAACACAAAAUCGGGUUUGCCUUAACUUUUUUUCGUCAAUUUGCUUAGCUGGGGACUAUUUCUGUCUUUGGUUCUAAAGAUGGACGACCACAAGAUUGACAAAGAGCUCUUGAGAACACUGUUUUCCCAUAUAUUUGCCCAAGCAGAAGACUUGCGCUGCUGGUAUGACCUUGGUCUUCAAAACAUACGAGCAUUAUACUUGGUUGUUUAUCGAUGAACAUGUCUAAGACCACAGCUUCUGUUGAGGACUAUAGACAUAGCACUCAUUUGAUUACAGCUCUUUAAUUUAGUUUUGUUUUGUUUUGUUUUGCUUUUUGCUUUUUGUUUUUUUUUAAUCAACAUCAGAAACAAUAGUUAAUAACAAAUUGAAAGGUGCCAAGAUUGAAUUUUGUUGUUUCUGUUGGUCUUCCUAGUACAUUUUU